UUUUCUCUGCCCUCAGCAGAAGGACACCAGACAUGACUUCUGUGAAGGAACAGGCUGCUGUCAGCAGAUUAAUAAGUUUCCUACAAGAAUGGGACAGUUCUGGCAAAGUCACUCGAAGCCACAUUCUGGAAAAUUUCAUUCUAGCAAACCAAGGCAAAACAGGUCCAGAACUGGAGAUGGAAUUUUCUCAGGGAGCCAGUUUGUUUCUGGCCCGCAUUACUGCCUGGCUCCGUCUUACUUACAUGUAUGGAACAUGCCUAAAUCAACAAUUGAAGUCCAUUGGCAUAUUUCUAUCAGCUGCAAAUGGCCAACGGUACAUUAUUGAAUUCUUAGAAAUUGGUGGUGUCCUCACACUACUGGAAAUCCUUGGGCUCAAGCAACUAAAAGAGGAAGAGAAAAAAGAAUCAAUAAAGCUGCUUCAGAUAAUAGCAAGUUCUGGCAGGAAGUUCAAAGAGAUUAUUUGUGAAAGCUAUGGUGUUCGAUCAGUUGCUGAGUUUUUGGCUACUUCCAAGUCAGAAGAGACCCAAGAGCAAGUGCAGAUUCUUCUGGAUGCUUUAGGUCAUGGCAAUCCCAAAUACCAAAUGCAGGUGUACAAAGGACUGAUCGCUCUUCUAAAGUGCACUUCCCCCAAAGCCCAGCAGCUCUCUCUGCAAACGCUCAGGACAAUUCAGACAAUUGUGGGGAAAGCUCAUCCGAGUAUUGUAGGUUCUGUGCUGGGGGUGCUUCGCUCACUACAUUUGGAGGUGCAAUAUGAAGCAAUUCAGUUGAUCAAGGACCUCAUGGCUUAUGAUGUCCAACCAGCAGUUUUACAAGGACUAGUAGCAUUGUUAAAGCCAUCAAGACAGGAGACUGCCCGAAUGCAAGCCAAAAUCUUUGAAGAGGCAGGCACAUUACAUGUGAUGGCGUCCUUGCCAGUAUAUAUCCAGCAAGCAGCUGCAGCAAAAGCAAUUGGAAUUCUGGCCCAAGACUCAAGAGAACUAGCAGAGGAGCUGCUCUUCUUGAAUGUGGUGCAUGGCCUUAUGUGCGCCAUGGGCAACAAGGAUCAUACCAACUCCCAGAGACAAGCCAGCAUUACACUAGAGUUCUUUGUACAGAAUUUCAUAGUGGUUGAGAAUCAUGUAAAGGCAGCCAUGGGAGAAAAAUUGUUCGAGCUCUUUAUGCAAGAUGCUACAAACUUGUACUUGAACAUGGAUGCUGUGCAAGCCGAUAUCCUGGCCUCUAAUAUCGUUAACAUUCCAGCUGAUUUUUUGGCUAGAGCAAAAAUGGACUGGCCAGAAAGAGAAUCAAGCUCCAAAGAGGAACUGCAGCCUGAAGAUAACGAUACAUCUCCUAAACCUGCUACAUCAUAACUGUCCCUUCUUCCUGUAUUAGGUGCUGGUGUCCAUUUUCAUCAUCUUAUUCCUCCAUUAAUCUCUUUCAUUUAGAUUACUUGUACCUUGCUGGAUCCUUUCAUUUAUACUUUUAAAAACAUGUGAAUGUCUAUGUGACUGCAAUACAAUGUUAAAUUCUAAAUGCUUUUUAACAGAUGAAGUAUAGUCCCUCGUGCCAUUACUCGCCCUUCCUGGUUCUGAUAUGCAUCUAAAAUUGUUUACGCCAAAUGGCACAUGCGGUACAGUUGAGUCAGUGAUAGGACGUCAUCGCUUGUACUGUAUAGUGUUGAGUUCCAAGAAGAUAGGAUGCAGUAAAAACAACUUACACUGCUAUUUUGAGCCUGCAACGAAAGGUCAUGCUUCACCCCUAAGUAACAUUUCAAUUUUACAUUCAGUUGUUCAGAUAUUUAAACAGAUGCAUACCCGUUCUUCUGUUUCUUUCUGAUAUAGUACAUUCACCUGCAACCAACAACUUAUUCCCUGUAGAGUAGCCCCAAAUUGUACAAUUAGAAUGAAGUGACCCAAUUAAUCCACAUUUUGCUAAUUCUUUCCAUUCUCUAUGCAAAGGAAUGAAGAUGGAUGCACCUAUCUACCUUUUUGUAGGUUUUUUUUAGAUUAAAAUGGUCAGAUGUUAUUUUCUUCUAAGCACAUAAAUGCAGGAAAGUAUGAAUUUGGGAGACAAGAUUAAAUCAUUUGCUAGAGUUCAAUAUCUGUGUAAUGUGUGGAUUCUUCUCAUCGUUGACUUGUAAAGCUGUGAUAAAUCUAUAUAACUUAAGAUGUGUAUACUGAUUACUACAAUUCAACAUAUUGGCUACAAUAAUUAAGACAAUUCAAGUUAUGUAUCUAUUUUACAAUCUCUACACUGGCCUCCCAGAUCCACAAAAAUCAGUAGCCCCACUGUUAUUCACAGCUAGUUACCAGUUUUCUACAGGUCAGAGUGUUGGAAGUCGACUACAUCCUGCACAAGUUUAUAGUCUUCAUCAAGGAAAUAGAUAGGCAGCUGAGUUAGCUGGUAGAAAAAGCCCUUCUCACACUGCCCUUUGUUUGUUAGACUGAUACUUCUUGGCAACAUGCCUCUAUUUAUUCAAUGAGUCUCCAUUUUUUUCUUCUCCUGUGAGCAUAGAGACAAGAUAUCUCAAUAUAGAUAGAUAGUCCCUAACUUUACUAUAUAAAAAUGUAGUUACUUCAAUA
Anolis sagrei ordinatus is the source of this 2561-nucleotide messenger RNA. RefSeq names its product armadillo like helical domain containing 1 (gene ARMH1). The record is from RefSeq and is a predicted model, not a curated record. NCBI's taxonomy places the organism in Eukaryota, Metazoa, Chordata, Lepidosauria, Squamata, Anolidae.